GUCCUGUGGAAAGAACAUAGAAUAUGCGCAGUGUCUGUAGCAAACUGAACCUCGUGAACAAGCGGAAUGUUUUGAAGGGGAAGGGGUUGGAAUUUUCCACAGCGACACUCGAUGACGUAGGCUCUUGGCAUUUUGUGUGGCUAGCAGCAGAUUUAUUUCAGCAGUUGAUACUAAACUAGCUAGUUUAAAACCCGACGUUUUCAUCUAAGUUUAAUAUUUUGCAAGGUUUCUCUCCGAAUAUUAUAUUGAAACAUUUACAUUUAAUCUCGAAAUUUAUUGAAUUUCAUUACAUUAUCUAGUUUACUAGCAGAAUCGGAUUCCUAGCGCCGCGGCCGAGUCGACUGACGUACGUUAGCUAGCAUUAUACAGUAAGUAAUGCGGUUAAGCUACAAUUAGACUAUACAAUACUGUAAAGACCAUAUUCAGUAAUUGUCAUCAUAGGAAGUUUACAACAACGUCUAGUUAACUACUAGCUAGCUAAUUCUUGUUCGAAGCACUGCUAGUUUAGUAGCAAGACACAGUGGUAGCUAUAGCUAACGUUAGUGCUUCCUAUCUGGAAUUUUCCACCGUGACGGACUAGCUAGGCCUACUCGCAACAGUUGUCAGUAUAGUUACGCAAUUUUUGUACGAGGUGUAUCAAGUCAUAAUUAUACCAUUUCAGGCUGACCCUAUUUAAAAACAUUGAGACAAGUUACACAAGACGCAUGUUUAUCGUAACUAGAUAUCUAACAAUUUUACACCAUUUUGUUUCUGUUUAAUAGGCCAACUCCUUCCAAAAUAGGUAGUUAUUUACUUUUAUUGUAUGUUUUUAUUAUAGAUGCACACCAAGAAGACCGAAGGGAAGGAUUCACAUGCUGAAAUGGCCCAGGCCCCUCUGAAUGAAGGGAUAAGCUUGAUCUUUGACCAGGAUGCCCAAUCCAGCUCUCCCUCUUCCCCUCCCCGUUCUCGUUACCCCUCUAGAAGUAGUCAUAACAGUAGCCAUUCCUCUGGCUCUAGACGACAAGUUAAACGAAAUGAUGCUUGUAGGGGACGUCACAGGUCCAGAUCAUCCCACUCCUCCAACGGCAGCCCUCGGACCCGUCCCAGGUCCCGAUCACACCCGCGCUGCCACAGAGCCUCCUCCAGCUCACGUUGCUGCCGUCAACACCGACAGGCCCACGGACAUAGGCGCCACUGCUCACCACCACGCUGUUACAGGGCCCACUCUCGCUCCUACAGCCCCUCUUCUUCCCCAGACAGGUCACACCGUCUGAGCCACAGGUCCCGCUCCAGGUCAGCCAGCCGGAGGAGGGUUUCUGUGGGCAGGUACAAGUGCAGGUUUUCUGGAUCACCCUACAGAAGCCACAAGACCUACACGAGCCGCUCCAGAUCCAGAUCUUCAGGACGCUCAGUUGUCAGCCUCAGCAUAGAGGGUAAGGCUUAUAUUUAUAUCUAUACUUUUCAUUUUGCUAGGAGUUAAUGGAUUUAAAAGCAUUAGACCUCUUUGUGUUAAUGUAAAUAUGUCCUGUAUUCUUUCCUCAGAAAAGGGGGAACUCCUCAGGACUGCGAAAGCCAAUGCCACCCAGGCACUGGGGGUGGAGCAGCUGGACCUUUCUGAGAGUGUGAAGCCCGUCCUGGAGGAGCAGCAAGUGAAAACCAGACCAGCCACACCAAAACCAGAGGAACGGGUGAGACCAGAGCCACUCCCUCAAAAGAGUCUAUCACAGGUGGGUGUUCAGGGAGAUUUGAUCAUGUUGAACAUACCGUCUGUGAACAUGACACACACAGAAGAAGCCUAGCAAUUGAAAUUGCUCAUAGUUCAGCUGUUGACAUUAUAACCGCACUACCUAGGCCAUUUUAAACCACAGUUUGGAGGUCUUUCCCUCCCAUUUAGUCUGAACUUCAGGUCUUCUGAUUCUGUCUUCUGUGAAACUGCUUGUCUGUUAACCUUGCACCCGUCAGAGAACACACAUGCUCUGUUUGUUUGUAUUUAUUCCUGUUUUUGUAGAUCACAUGACAGUGGUCUUCACUCCAUGGCCCCUUGGAUUAGGAGAAUAAGAGGGCAGUCAUGUGACUUGGGUGAUGUCAUUGCGUUUGCGUGAAAAGGUUCUGAUGAAUCUUGUCAUGCUCACAAUGCCAAUACAAGUCCAGUAGCAGGGAUGGAUUGUUUUGUCCAGCAAUGGUACACUUAAAUUAUCUCACUGACUUCAUGGCUUACCAAUUCAGUUUGUAAUGUCCCAAUUCAUCACCUAUGCUACUUUCUCUCACGUAGAUGGAUAGAUACAAUUCACAAUUAAAACAUACUGUUAUACUGACAAUACUCCACGUUGAUACAAAUACAUUUUUAGAACUCUGAAUAUGUGUGUUUGCUUACAGUUGAAAUGAGAACAUUGUUAUUUAGCAGAGUCUCCCUCCCACUCUCUGAAGAAGCACAGGCGUUUGGACUGCGUUAUAGUGACUAUUCCUGACGAGAACUUUAAACAGAUGGCCACCUCCCUCCGUCCGUAUGCCAAAGAUAAGUUGGUGGUAUACAAGUGGUGUUCUGGAUGGGGUUUGGAAAACUGCAUCAUCAUCAUGCCACUCAGACAAGGGAUUUUUCUUCCUAUAGUUUUUUGUUUAUGCUUAAAGCUACCCUUGUGAAAAUCAUGUAAUGAACAUAUGCAUAGCUUUGACAUCAAUGAGGGGUGCAUGGGAACUGCAGUUUGUUGAAGCUAUAGACCAAGUGCGCAGUUGCUCAUCUGGGAGACUGUAUUGAUUGUUGUGUGUUGACAGUGAGACCAAAAAACAGCUGAUCUGAUUUUUACUAAACCUAAAAUAAUAUUUGUUUACUCUUUGCAGCAGAGCAGUGACAUAGAGCCUGAGGAGGAUGCACCAACCCCUAAUAUGUCUCCCAAGAAAAAGAUGAUCUCAUUCAGUAUUCAUGUAAGUGAUGCAAGUAUUUAGUUUAGCAGAAAACAUGUAUUUAAAAACGCCUCGAAUUUUCCUUGACGUAUUGGGCACCACACUUAAAUUGUAUUGGAUUCUAAUGUGAUUCUCUUUAUUUUGUUCACACAGAAUUCAGUGGCCAAGCCCACAGCCAUUGUUGCUUCCACCACAUCAAAGGUAACACCCAGAGUGGAGAACUACACAACGAGCAGGAACCUGUUUGGUCACUGGGUCCCAGUCAGAAAAACGGUCCAAUCCUCCUUUUCUCGCACUUCGUGCAAACAUUAACUCUCCACAUCUCGCUAAUGUGUCAGAGUGCAUGGACAAUGUAAAUACUGUAUAUAAUUUGUACAGGGGGGUUUGGGCGAUCUGAUUUUAUGGUAGAUUAUUUAUUUCAGAUUUAAAGUGAAUUAAGUGGUUAGAACAGAAUAUUUCAGGUGGGGUUACUUUUUUUGUGGUGUCUAAUGCUGAUUAGGGAGUCAAUAAAGACACUUACUUGAAAUUAAA
Messenger RNA from Coregonus sp. 'balchen', 3411 nucleotides. NCBI's taxonomy places the organism in Eukaryota, Metazoa, Chordata, Actinopteri, Salmoniformes, Salmonidae. The record is from the annotation of a GenBank genome assembly.